UUCAAAAUCAUGGCCGCACCAUCACAACAGAGUGAUGACGGUGAUAGAAAACGUAAAGUUGUGGAGGAUAAAGAUGAUUGUGACAAUGAUGAAUGGAUUGGGCCUUUACCAACCGAGGCUGUAAAAAAGAGAAAACGCAAAGUUUUGGAAUUUCAAGAUGUUUACCUACAAAAUCUUCCAUCUGCUGAAGGUUACGAAAAGAGUUUCAUGCACCGUGAUGUCAUUACUCAUGUUGCAGUGUCAAAGACAAAGUUUAUCAUUACGGCCAGCUAUGAUGGACAUGUUAAAUUUUGGAAGAAGCAAGAUGAAGGGAUAGAAUUUGUAAAACAUUUUCGUGCACAUCUUGGUACAAUUGUUAGUAUAUGUAUGAGUGGUGAUGGAAUGCUACUAUGCACCAUCUCUGAAGACAAGACAUUAAAAGUGUUCGAUGUCAUCAACUUUGAUAUGAUCAACAUGAUAAGACUUCCCUAUAUUCCAAGUUGCUGCGAGUGGGUGUUUAAAUCUGGUGAUGCUAUUGGAGCCUUAGCGAUAUCUGAAAAGGACAAUGGUGUAAUCAAUGUGUAUGAUGGUCGUGGUGAUAAUAAACCUCUACAUACUUUAGACAGUCUCCAUUCAGCACCAAUUCUUUUUAUCAAGUACAAUCCUAUUUAUGAAGUUGCCGUUUCUGUUGACAAGCAAGGAAUGGUUGAAUAUUGGACGGGGCCAAAGAAGGACUUCAGUUUUCCAAAGAAUGUUGCGUUUGAGUUUAAAACCGACACAGACCUGUAUGAGUUUCUUAAGAGCAAAACCAUUCCUUUGAGUUUAAGCUUUUCACCAGAUGGCAAACAAUUUGCUACAAUUUCAAGAGAUAGAAAGAUCCGGAUAUUUAAAUUUUUAACAGGAAAAAUGACGAGAGUAAUUGAUGAGUCGUUAAAAACGUUCACAGAACUCCAGCAAAUGAAGCAACAGUUGCCAGAUAUGGAAUUCGGCAGGCGGAUGGCAGUUGAGAGGGACUUGCAGAAGUCUGAUUUCUUCUCCAAAGCAAAUAUAAUCUAUGAUGAAAGUGGUUACUUCAUUUUGUAUGCUACAAUGCUUGGGAUUAAAGUUAUUAAUUUGUACAAUAAUACAUGUUCACGGUUUAUAGGGAAGACCGAGAAUGUACGGUUCUUGCAGCUAGCUCUCUUCCAAGGGAACAUUAAGGAAAACAAAGCUGCACUGACGCUGGAGAUGAAAGCCUCCGACAACCCUGCCCUCCAAGGCAUGGAUGUUGACCCAACCCUCUUUUGCACCGGCUUCAAAAAGAAUAGAUUUUUCCUGUUUUCAAGAAGAGAACCAGACGACACUAAAAAUGUUAAUAAUGACAGAGAUGUCUUCAAUGAAAAACCAUCAAAGGAGGAACAAAUUGCAGCGUCUCAAUCGGACAUGUCUCUGAAGCUCUCCAACCUUGCUGUGAUGCACACUACGAUGGGGGAUGUCGCAGUAAACUUGUUCUCGAAGGAGUGUCCAAAGACAGUGGAGAAUUUCUGCGUUCAUGCUAAAAAUGGUUAUUACAAUGGACAUUUGUUUCAUCGGAUCAUUAAAGGUUUUAUGGUACAAACUGGAGAUCCAUUAGGAAAUGGAACUGGUGGAGAGUCGAUCUGGGGAGGUGAAUUUGAGGACGAGUUCCACCCCCGGCUGAAGCAUGAUAGACCAUACACCCUCAGCAUGGCAAAUGCAGGCCCUAAUACCAACGGGUCGCAGUUUUUCAUCACUGUAGCGCCUUGUACUUGGUUAGACAAUAAGCAUACAGUGUUUGGGCGUGUUACCAAAGGAAUGGAUGUAGUUCAAAAAAUGUCAGAGGUGAAGACAAACUCCAAGACAGAGAAACCAGUAGAGGACAUAAGGAUCAUCAACAUAGCUAUCAAAUGAAUCAUCCUGAAAUAUCUGAAGUGAAAAUCUCCAAGACAGAUGGAAGACAAAGGGACAUUAAAAUAGCCGUCAUAUGGUGCAACAUCAUUGUAUAAAUAAAUUCAACCAGAGGAUUAUUAUUAUUAUAGCUGUAUCAUAGCUAUAAAAUACUUAUACUGUUUUCUUGCUCGGCUGUCCCGAGGCAAAGCAACGUAACUGGUAAGAUAAGAUAAACUGUAUCAUCAUGACCACAAAAAUUGUUUUGAGCUGAUGGAGUUUGGCAAGGCAAAAUCAACUGGUUAUUGGUGUUUCAUAUCAAUAACUUUGCAAUAAACAAAUGGGUGUAAUUAAAAUUUUACAUAUAAUCACAAUGUUUAUAGAUAAACAAUCCUGCAAAAUUUCAAAAGGGUACAACAAUUUAUUGCCAAGUUGCAAACUUGCCACAGAACAGCCAUGCUUUCAACUAUUCAAACAAGAAGUGAGCCUAAUAAUAAAUGUAAUUUGUGGUUCCAGGAUACUAAAUUAAAAAUUUACCUAGGGCCUUUGAAACAAUGUACAGUACAUUAGUUGACAUUGCAUUACAGGCAGCCUAUCGGCAGAAUUACUAAUACUUGUCAAAUUUAUUGCAAUAAAUACAGGUCUCCCUUUUAAUAAAUAAAAACUGGGCUUUUCCUGGUCUUUAUUUAGAGAUAUGUACCUGUGAUUUACUAAUAUUUGGGUGUCAUAUGGCAUAAAAAGUACUUCAUACAACUGUACAUGCAAAAUAGUUCUGUAAACAUCUUUGUAAUAAACACAAUUUUUUAUAA
Molecule: messenger RNA, 2672 nt
Organism: Anneissia japonica
Lineage: Eukaryota; Metazoa; Echinodermata; Crinoidea; Comatulida; Comatulidae
Product: peptidylprolyl isomerase domain and WD repeat-containing protein 1-like
Exons: 16
Coding region: 10-1887 (625 amino acids)
Biological process (GO): protein peptidyl-prolyl isomerization
Molecular function (GO): peptidyl-prolyl cis-trans isomerase activity; protein binding
Source: RefSeq, a predicted model, not a curated record